This is a messenger RNA of Manduca sexta (tobacco hornworm), 1191 nucleotides long. RefSeq names its product histidine-rich glycoprotein (gene CPG9). The transcript is spliced from 2 exons. Lineage: Eukaryota; Metazoa; Arthropoda; Insecta; Lepidoptera; Sphingidae. The record is from RefSeq and is a predicted model, not a curated record. Bases 96 to 692 code for a protein of 198 amino acids.
GUGAAACCGAGUAUAAAAGCGAUGCAAAUUACAAGUGCUGGCAUUACCCACCACCCUCUCGUCGUGUUCAGUACAACUAUAAUCCACACACCAAGAUGAAGUACCACAUUUUCCUGGGAUUCAUCGCCGUAGUGGCCGCCUAUCCUGGUAUUAUUCAUGACGAGGCUCCUCAAAUCGAAGCAAAAUAUGACCACCACGCUCUUAUCGGAGAAUCUGGUCACCACCAUCAAGUAGAACAUGAACACGCUAAAUCACACCAGUCGAUCAAGUUUGAGCACUUCCACCCAGUGCCUGUAUACGUGAAGAAAGAACACAGCCAUCUCCUGAAGCACCCGUUGGAGAAGGGCAAGUCUGAGCAGAACCUGAAGCUGAUCCACCCUGAGGCUCAGCACAGUCACGGUGGCGGCCUUGUUUUGGAAGACGACAGACACGACACCGAACAUCACAUCGCCGGACUCGAGCACGGAGGUCUUGAACACGGUGGUCUUGAGCACGGAGGUUUCGAGCACGGAGGUUUUGAGCACGGAGGCUACGAACACCAUGUCGCCGGCGGUUUAGAAGGUUACGAGGGUGGUGAGGGUCUCAAGGGGUACGCUGAACUCCACCAGCCUGAAGCCCACGGUCACUACUACGAGCAUGCUCAGGGACUCUCUGGCGACAGCGGCGAAGGUUACAAAUACGAAAGCUAUUAAUUGCAUUUAGUUUAACUUCUGACACGGGCAUAAAAGCGUGGAACAAAUUCCACUGUCUAAAAUAACUUUUAGGUCUAUUUCUUGCCUGUCGAUAUUAGAUUAUAAUGUAAAUCGUAGCGCGGCUGCUGAUCUACAUUCAGCUUAAGCUGCGUUACAGAUUGAGGCUUCGUAUUGUGAAUUUAAAUGUACCUGAUUUAGAUUUAAUUCCAAAAGAAAGAUUUAGGCAGUCCGUGAAUUCUUGUCGUGAAAAUGUUUGUUUGACAUGUAACUUAAAAUUAAUCUAAAUAUGUUGAAAUUGUAUCUAUUGUGAAAGUAUGCAUCUUAAUAUAAAACAAUCGGGAUGUUUGUGAAGUUGUACGUCUGUUUCGUUGUGUGUUUGUUUUCUAAAAUUGUUUUCUCGCUUUGAUCCUCGUUAUUAGUAAUUAUUAUUACGUAAGGCAAUCGCUGAUCGAGUCCCAGUGAAAUUGUGAUAUUAAUAAAUGUUGGUUUUUUGUCAUAA